This is a messenger RNA of Protopolystoma xenopodis, 240 nucleotides long. The record is from the annotation of a GenBank genome assembly. NCBI's taxonomy places the organism in Eukaryota, Metazoa, Platyhelminthes, Monogenea, Polystomatidea, Polystomatidae.
GUUUUUGAUGAAGCUGAUGCUCCCCUGACUCAGUCAGCCGGCUCAUCCUCUGUUAUCGCCAGUCAGCCGGAGGCACCUAACUGCGUCGUCAUAUCAAUGGCUGACGAAGCUUUAUCCUCAACCUGUCAUCGUCGCGACAGUCAAUCUGAGACCCUAGACUCUGAGAAGCAGGCUCUGGCACCUGAGUUAGUCACAGCGCGUGAAUACGGUGCCUCCUGCGCGACUCAAAAAGCAUUUUAA